Molecule: messenger RNA, 675 nt
Organism: Aspergillus bombycis
Lineage: Eukaryota; Fungi; Ascomycota; Eurotiomycetes; Eurotiales; Aspergillaceae
Product: GMC family oxidoreductase
Exons: 1
Coding region: 1-675 (224 amino acids)
Molecular function (GO): oxidoreductase activity, acting on CH-OH group of donors; flavin adenine dinucleotide binding
Source: RefSeq, a predicted model, not a curated record
AUGGCGCCAGAAACGACAAGUGCAUCAAAGAUCUUAUGGACCGCAUUCUCAGCCAAUGACGAUCGACACCAGGUUAUCCGCGAUGUCUUCGAACAGCCCGAUUCUCCCACCUGCUCCCAAUUUAUGUUCCUUUGCCAGGCCAAUCUGCACGAGACCGGUACGACUUUUGUUGGUGGAAAACUUCUACCGGGCCACUUCAUCAGCUUUGGAGUUAUCCAGGGGAUACCCUUUUCUCGUGGCAGCGUCCAUACCUCGGCUGCUAACGUGGAGGAUAAGCAGACUGUUGAUCCCCACUACUUUUCACACCCCUUGGAUCUGGAAAUCAUGGCACGCAAUCCGGUAGAUAUGGAGAAACUUCACAAGGCGGAGCCUCUGUCACAGUUUCUAAAGCCAGACGGGCGCCGGAACCAUCCCGACGCGUUCCUCACCAAUCUUGAAUCUGCAAAGAAAUAUUUACGUGAUAACGCGACGAGCACGUAUCAUCCUUGCGGCACCGCGGCUAUGCUCCCACAGGAAAAAGGGGGCGUGGUUGAUGAAAAGCUGAGGGUACAUGGCACGACAAAUUUGCGGAUCUGUGACGCUAGUAUCCUGCCAUUGAUCACCGUGGGCAACAUCAUGAGUGCGGUGUAUGCCGUGGCUAAACGAGCCGCAGAUAUCAUCAAGGCUGAUGGCUAA